Callorhinus ursinus (northern fur seal) is the source of this 3806-nucleotide messenger RNA. RefSeq names its product phosphodiesterase 8A (gene PDE8A). Gene Ontology annotation, molecular function: 3',5'-cyclic-nucleotide phosphodiesterase activity. Gene Ontology annotation, biological process: regulation of DNA-templated transcription; signal transduction. Lineage: Eukaryota; Metazoa; Chordata; Mammalia; Carnivora; Otariidae. The record is from RefSeq and is a predicted model, not a curated record.
GGGCCGUUUGCUGACCGGAUCGCGGCUGCCCGCCAGCGUGUCCGCCGCGCCGCCGCCAGCAUGGGCUGCGCCCCGAGCAUCCACAUUUCCGAGGGCCGGGCGGUGUACCACGGCGGCAAGGAGGCCGAGGACGCGCCGGGCGCCGCCGCGCCGCCGCCGCCCGCCGGGCCGCGCCUCCCACCCGGCCAGAAGACCACCGCCUCGCCCGGGGCCCGCGGCGCCGGCCUCGCGGAGUCCGAGCCUCGCGACGGCAGCGGCAGGAAGGUAGCAGCAGCUGAUGUGCAGUUUGGCCCCAUGAGAUUUCAUCCAGAUCAACUCCAGGUACUUUUAGUGUUUACCAAAGAAGAUAACCAGUGUAAUGGAUUCUGCAGGGCCUGUGAAAAAGCAGGGUUUAAGUGCACAGUUACCAAGGAGGCUCAGGCUGUUCUUGCCUGUUUCCUGGACAAACAUCAUGACAUCAUCAUCAUAGACCACAGAAACCCCCGGCAGCUGGACGCAGAGGCACUGUGCAGGUCUAUUAGAUCAUCAAAACUCUCUGAAAACACAGUUAUUAUUGGUGUAGUACGCAGGACGGAUAGAGAAGAGUCAUCUGUGAUGCCCCUCAUUGCUGCUGGCUUUACAAGGAGGUAUGUGGAAAACCCCAGCCUCAUGGCCUGUUACAAUGAACUGCUCCAGCUGGAGUUCGGAGAGGUGCGGUCCCAGCUAAAACUCAGGGCUUGUAACUCAAUAUUCACUGCAUUAGAGAGAAGUCAAGAAGCAAUUGAAAUUACAAGUGAAGACCACAUUAUACAGUAUGCAAAUCCUGCAUUUGAAACAACCAUGGGCUAUCAGUCAGGUGAAUUAAUAGGAAAGGAGUUAGCAGAAGUGCCUAUAAAUGAAAAAAAAGCUGAUUUGCUCGAUACUAUAAAUUCAUGCAUCAGGAUAGGCAAGGAGUGGCAAGGAAUCUACCACACCAAAAAGAAAAAUGGAGAUAAUGUGCAACAAAAUGUGAAGAUAAUACCUGUCAUUGGACAGGGAGGAAAAAUUAGACACUAUGUGUCCAUUAUCAGAGUGUGCAAUGGCAGCAAUAAGGCUGAGAAAAUAACUGAAUGUGUUCAGUCUGACACUCAUACAGAUAAUCAGUCAGGCAAACAUAAAGACAGAAGGAAAAGCUCGCUAGAUGUCAGAACUCUUGCUUCUCGAACAAGCGAAGUUGGCAGCCAGAGACGACACUCCUCCAUGGCCCGGAUACAUUCCAUGACGAUCGAGGCGCCCAUCACCAAGGUUAUCAACAUUAUCAAUGCUGCCCAGGAAAGCAGCCCCAUGCCUGUGACAGAAGCCUUAGACCGUGUGCUAGAAAUUCUAAGAACCACUGAAUUAUAUUCACCACAGUUUGGUGCUAAGGAUGAUGAUCCUCAUGCUAAUGACCUCGUUGGGGGCUUAAUGUCUGAUGGUUUGCGAAGACUAUCCGGGAAUGAGUAUGUUCUUUCAACAAAAAAUCUUCAGCAGGUGCCCAGCAGUAUAAACACCCCCAUCUCCCUUCAUGACGUCCCCCCACGGAUAGCUCGGGCCAUGGAAAACGAGGAGUACUGGGACUUUAAUAUAUUUGAACUGGAGGCUGCCACACAUAAAAGGCCUUUGAUUUAUCUUGGUCUCAAAAUGUUUGCUCGCUUCGGAAUCUGUGAAUUCUUGAACUGCUCCGAGCCAACGCUGAGAUCGUGGUUACAGAUCAUUGAAGCCAAUUACCACUCGUCUAACCCCUACCACAACUCGACACACUCUGCCGACGUGCUUCACGCCACUGCCUACUUUCUUUGCAAAGAGAGGAUAAAGCAAACUUUAGACCCGGUUGAUGAGGUCGCUGCGCUUAUUGCAGCCACCGUCCACGACGUGGACCACCCUGGGCGAACCAACUCGUUCCUGUGCAAUGCUGGAAGCGAGCUGGCCGUCUUGUACAACGACACUGCGGUGCUGGAGAGCCACCACGCGGCCUUGGCCUUCCAGCUGACCGCCCGAGAUGACAAAUGCAAUAUCUUCAAGAACAUGGAGAGGAAUGACUAUCGGACACUGCGCCAGGCUAUCAUCGACAUGGUCUUAGCCACAGAAAUGACAAAGCACUUUGAGCAUGUCAACAAAUUUGUCAACAGCAUCAACAAGCCCAUGGCAGCACUCGAAGUAAAUGGGGAAGUGAAUAGAGAUGAAGAAGCCAUAAACACUAUGCUCAGGACUCCAGAGAACCGGACUCUGAUUAAACGAAUGCUGAUUAAAUGCGCAGAUGUGUCCAAUCCCUGCCGACCCCUGGAGCAGUGCAUUGAGUGGGCUGCACGCAUCUCAGAAGAAUAUUUUUCUCAGACUGAUGAGGAGAAGCGGAAGGACUUACCUGUGGUGAUGCCAGUUUUUGACAGAAACACCUGCAGCAUCCCCAAAUCCCAGAUCUCCUUCAUUGACUACUUCAUCACAGACAUGUUCGAUGCUUGGGAUGCCUUUGUAGACCUGCCCGAGUUAAUGCAGCAUCUUGACAACAACUUUAAAUACUGGAAAGGACUGGAUGAAAUGAAGCUGCGGAGCCUCCGACCGCCCCCGGAAUAGUGCGUCACACCGCCUGGGCCCUGAAGCUUUGUCCCUCCACUCAUUUGCAAUUCCUGAGGGCAGCCAGAGUUCCUGAGUCCUUUCAGUAUUAGGCAGAACAGUGCCCACGUCUGCAGAGCCUGUGAAAGCACAUGGGGCCAUCGCUGACCUUCUGCAGCCACCAUCCGAUGCCAUUGCCGCAAAGUGCGACCUAGUCCACCAUAUUGGGCCUGCGGCAGGGGCUCUUAGGAAAGUCACAGGAGAACCAGCACUAACUUUCCUUAUGAGCUCAGAGGGACCCUCCAAAGGACACUGAUGGAUUUCCUGCCAGUGACGGAGAAUAGUCUUGUUGCAAACAAUUUCUCUCAACUGUGUCCAGCACUUACAAACAGCUCAUGGCAAUCGGAGCUUUAGGAACUUUUUCACAUCAUAGAAGGUGCAAUCACUCACUUUGGAACACUACUGAAAGUGACUUCUCUUUUGAAACUGAGUAGCAAAUGAAAAAUAUGAAAAUUUUGAAGUUGAUUAUUAAAUACAAAGAAAUUUUGAAGUUGAUUAAUAUCAAUUAUUAAAAUGUUUUAUUUAUUUUAUUAGAAGUUCAAUAUUUUCUAUGAAUUUUGAAAUACUUCAAAGCCAAAGCCAACUUUAAAUGCCAUGACCAAAUUUACAUGAUUCAUAUUCAUUAAAUAUGUAUUACUCGGUGUACAGACUUAUUUUCAUAAUGCAAAUUAAAACUAUAAAAUGACACAUUUUUACUGCACUACAGAAAUAUUUGUGUAUGUUAGACUCUUUUCUGAUUGAUGCUAGUUGGGAAAAGCGGUCUUGUGGGAGGCUCUGAGUCUAAAGCCCUCAAGGAGAGCAACUCCUCCGUACAGGAAGCAGAGUUCUGAAACUCUGGUCAUCUGAUGGGCUUUGCCAGUGACUCCCCAAAGUCAACGAAACUCAGACCUAACACCUUUUUCCUAAAAUAAUUGAAUUCCCAAAAAUCUGCCUUAUUUUAUAGUGUUUCUACAAGAUACUCCCUAUGAAAGAACAAAAAUGGACUGUUUAGUGAGCUGACAUUUUAUAACCAAUUUGUUUUCAUCUGAGGUGGGAAUCUUUGAUUCCAGAAAUUUAUAAGGUUCUGUAUCUUCACAUUUUGAAUAAGUGUAGUACCGUAAAAAAUGACACAUGAUGACAUGUCAAAGUGCUUGUCAUUUCAUUUUAAAGUUGUAUUUUUUCCCCAGAUAAAAAUGAAAUUAAACUAUGUUUUUAAGAAA